Molecule: messenger RNA, 1173 nt
Organism: Eremomyces bilateralis CBS 781.70
Lineage: Eukaryota; Fungi; Ascomycota; Dothideomycetes; Eremomycetales; Eremomycetaceae
Product: putative magnesium-dependent phosphatase P8B7.31
Exons: 2
Coding region: 286-930 (214 amino acids)
Molecular function (GO): acid phosphatase activity
Source: RefSeq, a predicted model, not a curated record
GCCAGCCAUGAUACCUAAAUUCAGCGAGUUAGACUAUCGAGAACGGAAUUUUUUGUAUAGACAAUAGACAGACCGAGAGAAGACCAAGCUUUGUGUGGACUCAGGCGCCCGAGACGACCGAAACCCAACCAAGCGAGCCGCUCUAUCUUCCCGAGCGAUAUUAAUACGAAGGGGAUUCAAUUUUAUUGUAUAUCCAGCCACUGAGCGGGUUCGAGAUUUGCUAAGCCCUUCAUCCGGUCUCGGCAUUAUCAUAGGCACAAACUUAUCUCAUCGUCGACCCAAACCAUGCCACGACGAUGGACAUCGAGAAUUGGCUCGUCCAAGGAGACAUCUUCAUCGGCCCCAUCAGCCCCUGAGGAGUUGCCAUCGACCUUCACAGAUGGCCUGACACUACCCACGCUAUUUGUAUUCGAUCUCGAUUAUACUUUAUGGCCGUUCUGGGUCGAUACGCAUGUGACGCCGCCUCUGAAAGCUGUGGAGGACGGAACGAAAGCGAAGGAUAGGUUGGGAGAGCAAUUCGCGUUUUAUGAUCAAGUGUCAGAUAUUCUGGUCGGACUCCGACAAAGCGGCAUCAAAAUUGCCGCGGCCUCACGGUCUCAAGCCCCCGAACUGGCACGAGAAAUGCUAAGACUGCUCCGCAUCUCGCCUGACGGCCUCCCGUCCGAGAAAUCCAUCGACUUCUUUGACGACCUGCAAAUCUACUCCGCCAGCAAGACCACGCAUUUCCAGAAAAUCCACGAGCGGACGGGCAUCCCCUACGACGAGAUGCUGUUCUUCGACGACGAGAUGAGGAAUCGGGACGUGGAAACGCUGGGCGCCAUCAUGUAUUUGGUGCGGGACGGGGUGACGAGGGAGGAGGUGGACAAUGGGGUGUGGAGUUGGAGGAAACGGACGAAGGGGGAUAGAGAGAAGCGAGUUCAGGAACCUUGAGUUGGGGAGUUAAGGGGUAUGUCGGCAUGCCUUUUCUUCGGUAUACUAUGUUAUGCCAUUUAAGGUUUAUGCAUGAUUGAUCGUAAUAGCUGGCAAACAAUAUGAGGUGUAUCGAUACACCCGAUGUCGCUGAUCUGAUUCCCUAGAUUUAGGAAUGCUCGGAACAUCUGUUGCAUGACCUGAGGGCUAGGCGUGAGGUAGUCGCAACCUGUACCAUUGCAUAUCUAUUUGUCGAGUAUAGAG